Molecule: messenger RNA, 5188 nt
Organism: Trichomycterus rosablanca
Lineage: Eukaryota; Metazoa; Chordata; Actinopteri; Siluriformes; Trichomycteridae
Product: neuronal tyrosine-phosphorylated phosphoinositide-3-kinase adapter 1
Exons: 7
Coding region: 155-3112 (985 amino acids)
Biological process (GO): neuron projection morphogenesis; phosphatidylinositol 3-kinase/protein kinase B signal transduction
Source: RefSeq, a predicted model, not a curated record
GGCGCGUCUGCGCGGUUUCUCCUGACGCUUUGAACACCGAGCGGCUGGUGGACCGACGUACGGACGCAGACCGGGAUGAUGGAGACGAGGUAACUGAGGCGGGGCCAGCGGUGAGAAGACCCCCUCCCCCUGCCUCUCAUUGGUUUUCUAUACCAUGAACUCGGGCUCUGCCCAGGAUGUGGCGGUGGAGCAUUUCCUGCGUGACAUAGAGAGGCGGGGUCAGCGGCUGCACUGCGCUGUGAUUGGCUGCGAGGAGGCGCCCCUGCGUGGCGACAUGAACCUGCUGUACCGCAAGAGCCGACUGGACUGGAGACACCGAGAUCAGGAGGGCAAGAAAAGCUGCAAAGAUGCCUCCUCAGCAACGGUGGGCAAGGUGCGUGACCUGGCAUCGUUCCGCCGUCAUUUCCGCAUGGGCUUCAUGACCAUGCCCGCUUCUCAGGACCUCUCGCCGCAUUCCUGUACGACCGCCAUGGCGCCACGCUCCCAGUCGUGUCACGCCGUGGGUGCCGGCGAGGGCGAGGGCCUGGAGAACGGCGACGACCCGGACUCGGACUCCCAGACGCCGUCUCACGGUGGAAGGUGCCCGCCGGCCAAGCCUAAACGCCACCCGAACACUCGGCUCAGCUCCAACUCCACCUCACAGCUGGAGCACCAAGCCCGGUGUGGACACGUGCCGCCUGAUGCCCCUCCGCCGAUGCCACCCCAUCACCCACCCAAGCAUUCUGAGAAGAAAAACUCAAUGAAAAAGUCUGACUCUGGUGAUUUACCUGGCAGGAAGGUUCCACCCCAAAAACCCAAGCGGAGCCCAAGCACCCAGCUUUCUUUCGACACUCAUCCCCAUCGACUUCAACCCCCAGCUACACCACUUCCGUUUCAGAGCGCCGAAACCGUCGGUGAUGACGAGCCAGUCUACAUUGAAAUGGUGGGUCAGGUGUUUACCCGUGAGACCCCCGGCGCACCAACACCCUCUGCCACUACACCCGACUCCGACUCGGAUCCAGGCGAGGAGGCCAUCUACGAGGAAAUGAAGUACCCAGUGGCUGACGAUGCCCACCAGCGGCGCCUCGCUCCCAAGCACGAGCGCUCAAAGUCGUCGAAAUCUUACUCAUCCUCCUCCGUCUCCUCCUCCUCCACAUCCUCAUCGCUCCCUCGACCCUCGUCCUCUUCACCUUCCUGCCCUUUGUCCUCUUCAAAACCUAAAUCUGCAGUUUCGGUCUCCCACUCUUCCCCGCUUCCUUCCUCUUCCUGCUCCGCCUCUUCCACUCCUGUCCCCCAGCCGCUCUCGGCCUCGCCGCACCCACCUCGCGCCCCUACUCCUUUUCUUCUUCCAGGAACCAAAUCGGAGUCUGAGAUCGGCUCCAGUAAGAUUCCGGCACCCUUCCCCAACUUGCUUCAACACAAGCCGCCCCUGCUAGCCUUUCCGCCCCCUAAGAGUGGCUCCUCCAAGCUGGACAGCAGCCAGUCGCCGUCCAGCCUUCCACCCUCUAUUGGUUCCUUUGGCUCCAAGGAGGACAAAAGUGCCGACAAAGACCGGGAGAAGGACAGAAAGGACGGACCAGCGCCUGGCCUUCGAGCCAGGAGUCACUCGACGCCUUUGCCUCCAUCGUCUAAAUCUUCCUCUCCUUAUUCACACCAUCAUCCCCAUCACCACCCUCAUCACCGGCCCUCGCACUACCACCACUACCGCAAGCCCGACAAGGAAGGCAAGUCAUUAUCGCACAGCACUUCACAAUCUUCAACACAGACUCAGACGCAGGCCAGAGAGGGCAAGUCUGUGAGUUUUCUUCUCAAGUCUGAUAAAUCCGACCGAGAAAGAGACCGGGAUAAAGAAAAGGACAGAGACCGGGACCGAGACCGAGAAAGAGACAGAGAGCGGGAAAAGGACAGGGACAGAAACCGAGACAGAGAUACGCCGGUAACACAGUCAAGUAGCCAGUCUGACAUGGCCUCCUCCAGCCUUCCUCCGGCGUCGACGUCGGCGACACCAUCCACAUCCUCGGCAUCACACAGGCCCCCAUCGCGCUCUGUCCAACGCUCACACACUCCACACACACACCUUCCAGCAUACAAACCCCAACCAGCAAACAGCCCCCUGCUCUGGACCUACCCGUCCACAGGAUUCCGCCGCCCGCCCGCCUACGAAAGCCUGCGUGCUGGCACGCCAAUGCCCUCCCUUCAGCCAGAAGGCCCCGUCAAGUCGGGGGGCACCCAGGUCCAACACGCCAAGGCCGGGUUUCUGCCCUGGGAUGCUACUGGGAGUGGGCUGGGCAUCGCUGAUGAUCAGACAUACUGGCCCAUGCACAGGAAGCUGUCCUUCAGCCACGGCAGCAGAGAGACUGAAAAGGAAGACAGGCGCGUGUGGAACGGCAGCACUGACGCUUUGCUGAAGAGAGACCGCGAGGAAAUCGGGGGCAGCGUACGAGCUGGGGGACAUUCUGGCAUCCCUGUGCGGGCGUCUGGAAGGAUGGGGCAUAGCGAGAGCCUGGCAGGGGCGGAUGGACCUCCCGGGUUCAGGGGGAUGCCCCGUGCCGGACUGCCCCUGCCGUGCCAGACCUUUCCGGCUUGCCGUAAUGGAGAGCUUGGCCGACUGGGUAGAUCCUCCUCUACGUCAGGGGUGAGACAGGCGGGAGGCGACAUCCUGAGACAGAGCAGCCUGCCGGCCAGAGAAGCUCUGUGUCAGUUGCAGGCCCUCUCUCAGGCCCCCUGCAGCCCCUCGCUGGCCCGUGCUCAGGCUCAGACGCUGACUCAGGCCCAGGCUCAGCUCCACCUGCAGCAGCUUCAGCAGCACCACCUGCAGUUGCAGUUCCAGCACCUGGCCCAGCUGGCGGCACAGGCUCAGGCUACAUCCGCUGGCAGCGCCAACCCAGGCACCCCGGGUACGCCAGACACAGCGGGCCCGACCUCCCAGAGGGACGGCAAGCUACUGGAGGUGAUUGAGAGAAAGCGAUGCCUGUGCAAGGAGAUCAAAGCCCACCGGCGGCCCGAUAAGAGCCUGUGUAAGCAGGACAGCAUGCCUAUAUUGCCCAGCUGGAGGAAAACGCCCGAGCCACGCAAGACUGGCACGCCUCCCUGCCAGAGACCGCAGGCCGUGGUGUGGGACACGGCUAUCUGACAGUGAAAGAAGGACGGAGAUGUGUAUAGAAUAUGUAUAGCUAAUAUACGUGUAUAGCUCCUAAUGCCAGCGUACUGGGUACGUUUACUUCAUUCUUACGGUUAUGAACACUAGCACCAUUCCAGUGUCACUGCUGUUCUGGUCCAUUGAUGUGUUUUGACAUCAUGCUCCUAAAUGCUUCACCCAUCAACUGACAAAGCUAAGUGAUUUAGCAUUAAAACACAGCGCAAAAAAUAGCACCAGCAAAAAAUGUGUGCGCUAAUUUAAUACAAGGGCUCAACAAAGGGUAAAUCAAUACUAAAUCAAUAAUUCGAUUGCUAGUAAUUGCCUAGUUUGUCCACUGAAGGUUGCAAUGCAGGAAGGGAGGUCACACCGGAGCACGUAGCAUGAUGAAGCUAAUGCCGAUUAGGUGACUAAUUUAUUAUUAUAUUGGAACUUAAGCAAAUUUCAUUCGAGUAGUAAUGGACGUGUACCCAGUACACUGGCAUCUGAGUCUAUAUACGUAUAGUAAAAUAAAAAAGUGCCAACUGCAGAAGAAAAACAAUGGAGGAAAAAAAGCAAUGCAAGAAGAUUAAGUUAAGCGGAAUGUAUGAAAAUGGAAAUCUGACGGGUGUAUUGUACAAUUGUAGAGCUUGUACUGUUUAUCAAAGUUUAAAGGUCGUUCAGGGGUGACAAGGUCACCCGACGUUUUAUGUGCCAUAUAAAGACAGUACAUAUAUUCACACGGGAGAGACACGUUUCGGUCGGAACUCUCUUUUACCUAUCGCCUCAUCGUGACUGCUAAAAACGACUACGUUUACAGCCUUUUAAAUACAAACUGGACAGACGUUUGGGGCUCUCUGUACACUCUCAUGGUCCCCAGCGGAGGUCGCAGGGUGAGAUGUUGCCCUUCGCAGCAAGGAACGAGGAAUAAUCAAGGAUCCAAAAAGGUCUGCGUGGUGGAAGAUGGACCUAGAAAUGAGGCAAAGCUCCUCUACAUUCCAGAUGUGUGUGUGUGUGUGUGUGUGUGUGUGUGUGUAGUGUGUAUGACUGGAAUGUAGAUCUCAAGGAUCGACCUGAAGCCGGAAAGUCAGAAUGUGAAGAUUUUGUAGAUGAGCACAGACGCCGAGACAGCAUACAUUGCCAAAAUUAAAAACACACACACACACAGAAAAAAAGGUGUAAAUUGAAUACACACACACACACACACACACACAUGGUCAAGAUAUAGAAUACAGACACAAACAGGUACACACACGAUAUAAAGAAUAGAGGAGUGUAGUGCUGGUGGUGUUUGUAUCCGAGUGCAUAUUUGCUCCGUUCCUCAAGAUGUCAAUAUUAUUGAUCGAGCGUGAAGGUGACCAGUCCAUGAUUGUAUUCCGCUGGUUUCUACUACCUAUCCGAAGCUACCGUUCACACACUUUCUAUGGCGUUGGUAGCAAUAUGCCCCUGGAGUCUGUUCACCCAGAGCAGGCUGUCAUAUAAUAAUAAAACACCAUCCUCUCAAUCCAGAUUGCAAAUCAUAGGUAAAGAGCUUUAGGACAUCAAACAUGCUUGGGUAAAGUGAUGUAGAAGCGGGUAAAGAACAACAUAAAAUCUAAAUUAAUACAAAUACAGCAUUUCCAAACCCACGCCAGAGGUUUACGCCAAGUGUUGUACCAGUUUGGGAGUCGGUAGUUCCGCCAAUUAUUUUCUUUCUCACGUUUACCAAGCCCGGGGCAACACAGAGACCGGAGGUUUAAGGCAUGUGGGCAUAUAUUUUACUGCUAUGAGAAAUUACUAAAAGAUCUAGCCAUACUGAAAGUCACAACCUGGUUUUAUUUUGCCCCGUUUGACGUUGGUCAUCAUAUAUCUCGGGUGAAGGAUUCCAGCUCUGAAGGCAAAGCAAAAGUCUUUGUAAAUGAAGCAGCCGCCGUUCUUGUUUUCCAUGUCUAGCAAUAGUGCUUGUGCCAUCGAUAACUGAAAGGAUCUUCUGGUCUGUGAGAAGAUGAAGGGGAAGUGGGUUGAAGCUCACUUUCCAGAUGUGUGCAAUUCCAGCUUUAAAAAACUGCCAUGUUCUCCAGCAAUUAAUUUACCAAGCCCUUCACCUCCUGCUGU